UUCAAAUGAUUGUAUCUGAUCAUAUAAAAGCUUGUGCCUUUGCUCUAGGGUUGGUGGUGGGGAGACAGGCUUUCUGAACUGGUCCAGAGCUCUCCCUCCAGCAGUGCUAACACUUUAGUAAAACAACUGGCCAAUGAGCAGGUGGUUUGGAUUGGGCUGAGUGACAGUACCACAGAAGGGUCGUGGCGCUGGCUGGAUGGCACUGCCUUGUCUCUAUCGAAACUACAUGUUUGCCACAGCACCUGCUCUUCCUCCCAGACCAGCUUCACUUAAUAAGCUUGACGAUGAUUACGACGAUGGUGGUAUGGUCAUUCCAAUGGCUCAGGCGAGUCAGUGGAAGAAAGAAGAGACACUGAAAACCUUGCCUGUGGAAGAAAGCAGAGACACUGACAACCAGAAAGCUCCUUCCUUCUCUGCGCCUGCACAAGCAAAAAUCCACUCAAGCCUGUGUAUAAUCAUUCUGUUUGUCCUGGUCAUCAUAUCCUUAGCGAUGUCAGUGGGAGUCCUUUCUUGGUUCCUGAUGAAGAACGUUACACCAUCAGAGGAACUGCAGGGCCUACAUCUGAACAACUCGGAAAUGCUCGCAAGAGUGAAGGAGGAUUUAGAUGAUUUAAAAGCAGCACAGAGCAUGCAUGAAAGAACAAUAAAGGACAGGUUCAGUGAACUGCAGGACAUGACAGUCUCGCUUUGUGAAAAAUCCAAUGUCAGUUCUCCAUGUCCUACCAAAUGGACAGCUGAAGGGAAGAUGUGUUAUUUCUUUUCCAAGCAGAAGUAUAACUGGAAUGAUGCUUUUUCAUACUGCACUAGUAGGAGAGCUCAUUUAGUCAGCAUUUGGUCUGAUGAAGAAGCGGCGUUUCUGAUCGCUAAUCUUGAUAAGUCCGCAAAAUACUGGUUGGGCUUGACAUACUUAGCAAAGGAAAAGAAGUGGCAAUGGAAAGAUGAUGAUCAGAGUCUAUCAAUAUCCUUUUGGAAUAAAGGCGAGCCACAGAAGGGUGGUAACAAGAACUGCGCUAUCAUGCACCCCAAUGGGACAUGGGCUUCUGCCAUGUGUUCCCUUCCUUAUCACUGGAUUUGUAAAAAGAGGCUGAUCUGCUGAAAUAUAGUGCUGGUCUGCUCAUGGAACAGGGCUGAAUACAAGCUGCUUUACUUGCUACUGACUCUUUGCCCUGCCCUGCCCUGCCCUGCCCCACCUUGGAAUGUGCUUCCACUGCUUCCUGAUAGCUAGAUAGAAAAUAAUACCAUUUCAUCACUGAACAGCCUUAUGUUCACAAGUGAAGUAUAAUCCAACACCAGCCCAUAAAAGAAUUCAUAGGCUGGUCAUGUGGCAGCUGAAACCAGCUGCUGCCCAUAUGUAGUCUCAGGGAACAUAUGCCCCAGCCCUCUCAUGCCUAGGAGGUCCCACAGUCACCCCUAUCAAAGACUUGAAUGGGGAAAAGCCUUGGAAACAGAGCCAAAGCACAGGAAAACGUCAGGUGAACAUUCCUGCAGACGGGUGCCCACAGAUGCUCUCCUCCCUGCAGGAGAAUAACAAUUUCACUGGGAUGAUUUUUAUCAAAGGCAUGGAGGGGAAGGGGUAACACUCAGCACUGUGCAGAAGCAUGUUCCCAAUACAGCUCCUGCCAUGUCCACAUGCUCUCUAAAUAAUAAAAAAUGUGGGUUUCUCUGUUGUGUGAGCCUAGCUGUACCAACAAAUCAUGGUUUGCUAACCACAAACAACCCACAGUUCACAACCCAACAAGAAGCUAUGGGUUCUCUUUCUGGGUUGUUCAGGAUUAACAAACAACAGUCUGUUAGCAUGGGUGAGUUCUCACUGCACAACAACCUACAACUUCACAUCAAGCCACACUCAACCUAUACUUUGGCUUGUCUUGUUGUGUCAACCCAGCCAUGCUUAACUGAAUCCACAUCACUAUAAGUAUGUGAUCAAUAGGAAGGAAGAGGGAGGUAACCUUGCUGUAGGGACAGUAGUCAUGGUGUAGAGACAUCAUAUUGAUUGUCUACCUCCACCUGCCUUUUAAUGGGGAAUAAACAUGGGAAAAAGGAAUUCCAAACUUAGCUCUAUUUUUUAAAGGAGGAAAAAUCCGCAAAAUAGAUUAUUUUCCUUAUAUUUUAAAAAGCUGAGUGGGUAUUCCUACUGAAUUGAUUGACUACAGAGUGCUCAGACUCUAAAACAGGGAAAAUUAAAAGGCCUCAUAGUGGAACAGGCAUGGCCCAGGGAAUUGUCACUAGUCAGAGGUGCCUCUGGCAUUACAUUUCAUGUGGCAAAUUCAAGGGCAAGGAAUAAAUUUAUUCAUGAAAGCCCCCCAGCAUAAAAUCUGCAGGUUUAGAUGCUGGGAAAAUGUAACCCCUUGCAAACGAAGUAUUAGCCCCAGAGAAUGGGUGCUUCCUAACCACGAGGCUCCUAGAACUCCUAACCAAAAGCCACUGUGCAGCCCCUUCAUUAUUCCCUCACUGAUAGAAUUUGUUCUAGUAAGCAGAAAAUUUGAAGGAAGUGGAGAGAAAACAUGGAGGACUACAAAUGGAAAAUAGCAACUUCUAGGAUCUCUCCCCUCCCCACACACACGCACACUAAAAGCCUCACCUGGGAACCACCCAAAGUCUAUUGAACCAGCUAGAGUGGAUGUUCUAGGUAAACAUGUGUAUCCUCUAAUGCCUUACUAAGAGGUAAGCACCUUUCAAAAGGCAAGCUUUAGGUUCGUCCCUUCAGGCGAGAGUUUCAUAUAUUUGUGUGAAAUGUUACCUAUAUUAAGCACUGUGAUUGUUUUUUCUUCCUUUCCCAUGCACACAUUUCUCCUGGAGGAGCAUGUCAGGGGAGUUCAGACUCUUGCCACACAGAAAUAAGAUAAUCACCACAGUCUGAUUACAGGAACUCUUUUAACUAUGCUCCUAUGCUUGGAAAAGUUGUCAGAAAUAUUACUGGGAGAAACAGAAGGGAAAGAAUGUAGUGCAAUACUAGAUCCUGCAUGUUCAUCAUGACCCCAAACACAGUGAACAAUCAAGAGAUGUCCACUGGAAGUUGAUGCAAAUAGAAGCAGUAAUUAGUGUUGAGAAAGUAAUUUUGUUGCAUUAAUCAGGGGUAUCAAACUUGCCUACACAGGUAGCAGCACUGGUAAAUGCUAUAAGUCAUGGCUGGAGUUUUUAGAAGAGAAAAAACUGAUUUAUUUUUGAAAACCACAUUGUUUAAAUCCUGCUACAUAUAGGAGUUUCUAGCAGGAAAUUUUCAAGUUACUUUGAUUGCCUUAUCAGAAUUGGCUCAUAUUGAUUUUGCUGGUUUGUGUGUCCUGAAAUUAUUUAGUUCUUAAUGGUGUAAUUGAAUAGUUCAUUUAUUUACAGUUUUGUACUUUUUGCUUGAAUGGGUUAUUUUCUUUUUACAUUAAAUAAUAAAUUCUCAUUGUUAUAAUCCAUGACUAGCUUUAAGGAAUAUUAUUAAUAUCUUUCUCUAAUAAAAGCUCAUACCAAAAUUAA
Molecule: messenger RNA, 3465 nt
Organism: Varanus komodoensis (Komodo dragon)
Lineage: Eukaryota; Metazoa; Chordata; Lepidosauria; Squamata; Varanidae
Product: CD209 antigen-like protein E
Exons: 10
Coding region: 197-1096 (299 amino acids)
Source: RefSeq, a predicted model, not a curated record